CACUGGCUUCCCCAGUUUAUGCACAGUUAGCCGUCGCUGCUAAUGGCCGACAUAGCUGUCCAGAUUUAUAAAUAGUUUAGAGGCUGUUUGUUUCAUCCGUCUGAAACUCGACACCAAAGGAUCUCACAGAGCCACAUGCUAAGCUCAAGCCGUCAUUCUAUGGCCUCAUGGUGGACACUCUCUCUGGGACAGCUCCUCUAUUUUUGUCUGGUCUCUUGUCCUGACUUCCACUGCCUGCUGCUGGUCAGAUCCUCAGAGAUCUCACUGUGGACCUCAAACUGGAUUUGGAUUAUUCUCAAUAGAAAGAGCCUGGAUCUCCCAGAGAGUGGAUGUGUGAGGUGACAGUUCAGGAUUAGAUCGACAGGGCCUCCUUUUGGGGAGAGGGACAAAACAAGCAGAAAGGGACAUAAUAAACAAUUCCCAAAUUAUGGAUUAUAAAUCCGGAAGGUUUUAGAGCUGCAAGCUCGUCACUGGACAAAAAUAAACCUGCCACAUGCAAGAAUGAAAAGAAAUCAUCUUGACAGCUAGAGGGGAGAUUAUUGCUGCAUAAAAAACACGCAGAAAGCAGCAGAUUGAAGGAUCAUUUGUGCAGAGCCAAACUGAACAAACAAUGCCUCAGGAGAAAAUCCUGAACAGAGGCCCCAAAUUUCGGGUGCAGCAGUUAUACCAGCAAAAACGGAUUGAAACUUUAAGGUCCAUAUUUGCAUGAAUGACUGAACAACUAAAAAGCAAUAUUUUUUCUUGUAAGUCUGCGUCAUGACCUCAGUUGAGAAGCGUCGCUCGAGCCGCAAGAGCGGUGGGCACAGGAAGCACAGCGAUGGAGGCUUCAGCGACACGUCGAGUGGGGGCUCCUUCCUGGAUGAGACUGAUCGGGAGGUCAGCAAUCUGACGGACAGAGCGUUCAGAAGCCUUUGUAUUGGAGAUGAGGCUGUUUAUAAUGACUCUGACCUCAGUUUAUCUUCGCCUAGCACCUACUCAGACAGACAGCUGGCUUUCUGCAGAUACAGAGAGGAGAGAGAAAGGGAGGACCGAAAGAGAGCUGCACAGGAGAAUUUCAACCUCAGUGUGCAGCAAUAUGGACAGGACUGGAUCACGGCAGAGAUGUACGGAGCAGAGAUCCAGAGAGAAGCUCAGUGGGAGGCUUAUGGGGACAGGACACAGGGGAUGGUUUCUGCCACAUUCCAGCACUCCUUAGUGGAAACCUCACAGUUGGGCAAGUCUCUGAGGGAAGAGGAGCUGUCCUUCCACAGCAACGGAGCCACGGAGUUGAGUUCACAGCAACGCAGAAGCCACUCGAGAGUCUCGUCUCUCAUCAGGGCGUUUAACUCUGACAGACACAGAGACGGAGCAGGAGCGGAAGAUAACAUCAGGGAGCGGGACGAUGGGACGAGUUGGGACAAAUCAGCUCUCAUGAGUAUUCAGAGAGAACUUUCUGAAUUCUCAUACCAGCAAAAUUUCAACCAUCACUUCCAUCCUGCCGGGCCGUUUUCAUGUCGAGACCCAAACUUCUAUUCCUCUGAAGCAGAAGCAGUGGCCCAGAUGUCUCACAGCUAUAUGAGGUCAUCACAAACCAAACACAUCAUGUCUGCACAGGCCAACUGCAGCUCAAACUUCUUCAUCCACAGUGAGUUCAGUCCUUUCCAGUUAUGGAGAGAUUACAACAGGUUUCCGUUUCGGCAAGCGGAAGUCUCAGGCUUUAUGCAUUACUCUGAGUUUCCGAAAUGGUAUCAGACGCCAAUGUACAAUGAACUUUCUCUUGAAAAUCAAGCACACGGCCGUCACAGAGACAUCAGACAAUCUAGGAAUCACCUGGAAUAUCAGGUUCCUCUGACGGCUCCACGCUCCAUCUCAACUUCCUCUCAGAUCCAGAGAGCGUCAGCUGUGGAGAAACGCUGCGAGUCAGAGCUGGCGGUUCAUCAACCUCACAGGAAGUGGACACAGAGCCUGGGAACUAACAAACUUCCGCCCCACCGCCCGUCUACUGCGUCACCCUCUACUGAGAUGUCUCGACGUGUCAGAGACACCAUCGGCUCUGUCAAAGCUCUGCAGCAAAAGGUUAAAAUGAUGUCAGAGUAUGACACAUCUAAUCAACAAGAAACAUUCAGUAGGAAUGAAAGUUGGUUUAACUCAGGAAAGAACACGUUGACAGCAGAGACGAACACUGUCGGCAGCAACAAAGCAAAUUCCUUUAGAAUUGGCCACCAACUCGCACCUUCUGUCCAACAACAUCAGGAUGUAGACACAUCCCGCUUACACCAGCAUGAAGUCUCCCCUCAACCAGUAGAGCAUCCUCCAGUGAGAGCCGAAAGCCGAGGAGCAACUCCCGAUGUCAGGAUGUCCAGCUACAGAUCUCGAGCCACAAGCCUGCUCUUCAACCUGAAAGACAACAGAAAAAGAGUAAAAAGCACCUACAGUCCAACCAAGUUCAAAGGCUUAGAUACAGCGGAGAGGAACCAACAGCCCCAUGGCCAGGAGCCACACGAAACUGCAUUUACUAGUUCAGAUGUUCAGUGUCUCCAGCCAGAAGCACCGAGAAGCACAAACGCUGCUAUAAACCAGUAUCACACCCCCGGACUAUCACUUACUGCCCAGACGUCUCAUCCCACUAGAGUAAACACAGGCCACUAUUCAGAAACCACUGCAAAUGAUUACCAGGUUGCUCAGAUGCAAAGCCAUGGCUCUGGAUUCAGUGGCUUUGUAACUUCAAAUUACUCCAACAAUCAUCUGCUCGGAAAUGGGCAGAAUCCUAAUAAAUAUUUUGCGUCAUUUACUCCCUACAGGCAAGAUAUUUAUGGAUCUGCAGAAGAAGUCAAGCAGUCUUACUCAGCUGAAGACACAACAAGACUGAGUGUUGACAACAAUCAACACAGAGAACAUCCAACAGGCAAAGCAAAUGCAACGCAAAGGGGAGUGUUUGUAAAGGUGGACAGAUAUGAGCAGCUCGAAGAAAACAAACACAAUUACAAAAAUGUGUCCUCCUCCCAGGAUGACUGGAGACAAGCAAGCGUCCAAGAUACAGAAAAUAUCCAUCUCAAAACAAAUGUUCCCCCAGUGAAACAUGAGACAAUGUCUUUGGUGGAAUGCUUAAAGCAAGAAAAUUUGCAUGGUGGAGAAAAAGAACAAGUAAAGGAUACUAAUUUAGAACAGAAUUAUAACAGAUUUACCAAUCAGUACGGUAGAGGCCAACAAAAUCUUACAUCAGACAAAACAAUGGACAUGAUAACAACAGGUCAGACUAAAUUAAAUAUAUCCACUCCAAAUGAAAACAUACAAACUAACCCUCAGUUUGAAAAGAAAAAUCAGCCAAAUCCAAAAUUUAUUGAAGAAAAUGCAUCAACCAUCGCAAUGACAAAUCAGGUAAAGAACAUGCAGACUGUAGACACCAAAUGUGAACAGGUGAUGGCAUCCCACAGGAAACCACAAUAUCCCCAAGCAGAAAUGGCCAAAACCCAACAGAAAGCUCAUGCUGAGCCACCAAAAACAGAAAUAGCAAAGUUUAUUUUGUCAAGGCAACCUGCAUUUGAAACUGUCAAAAUGCAAGAGCUGCACAAUAUAAGACAAGUCAAAGAUGAUCAUAUAAUUAAAGUGGAAGGGAGGAAAAAUGAGCAAAAAGAAAAGUCAAGAGACACAUACUUUCAGCAGGAAGAAGAGAAACAGAUGAAGGGUGAAAAAGAAAGGGUUUUGAAGCUAACAGACGAGCCAACAAAUGUCACAGAAAAAGUCCCUAAGAAGCUCAAAACAGAACAAGCUGAGAAGGAGAAGCUAAAAGAGGAACACAUAAAACCCGAACUGGCAAAGACCGAGGCGCCUGAGCAGGUCAGAAUAGACCAAGUUAAACAUGAACAGGCCAAUGGCGUGCAAGCUGGGGAAAAACAGGAGAGCACAGAAAAAGCAGAGGGAGAGCAGAUGGAUGCAGAGAAAAUCAAUAUGGAAAAGGUUAAAGAAGAACAGAUCAGAGGUGAACAAAGAGAGCAGAUAAAAGAGCUGCAAACUAAAACAAUAGAAGUGAAGAGAAUGGGAAUGGAGGUGUUGGAGGUCAAAACAGACCACAUGAAAGUGGAGGAUGUCAGGGAAGGUAGGGAUGAGAAAGAUUCAAGUCAUGCAUGUCAAAUUAAUUUAGAGGAGGCCACAUCAGGUACACGUAGCGCCGAAGACACGCGAGGAGAAAAGACAAAGCUGGAAGAAAACCUGGAGCAAAAGGAAUCUAAGCAAUCGAAAACAGAAAACCUGCUGGAGAGGUCAGCUAAACUCACAGCCAAGGUUGCAGCAACACAGCAGGCCAGACAGGAACCGGACAGAGUCGAACAAGUUAAGACAGAAUUAGCGAAAGCGAAAGCAGAGUUAGCUAAAAUAAAGGAGAAAAUAAGAGGAGAGCAAACGGAAAAAGUGAGAAACAUUCUUUUCACCAAAGAAGGUCUUUUAAAGAAUGACAAUUCUAAUACUGGCGAAAACGCCUGCAACAAAAACCAGAACCACCCACUGGAAACACAAACUCAUGCAGUGACUGAUGAUUAUGAAAGGCUUAGGGAAAAAUAUGGUUUUACACAUCCAACAUCUGCAAACAGCACCAAAGUGUCAGCUGCAGAACAUAACGAACAAGCCAAAGAAAACCAAGUUGAAAUAGGAAAUAAUGUGUUAGCAAUUGACAGACCUUGUGUUGGUGACUCGUUUUUGACACCAGAGACAGAGAAUAAGGAGAGAGGUAGGAACUUUAAAUACAGUAAUGAGACAGUACAGGAGAGUGAUUGCAAUGAGCCAUUAAAUAAACCACAAUUAGGUAGCUGUCAUUCUCUUCUAACAAAUUCAUGCGAUAAAACAAACAGAGAAAAUUUAUCUGAGAAACUGAAGGACAACAGUGGUCAGAAAUCAGAAAAAAUUGAUAUUAUUAAAGGCACAGUUUCCCUGCAGAAAGACUCUGUUUCAGCUAAACAUGAAAGAAAGUCAACUGAUCAGCGGAUUAACGCAGGCAAAGACAUGGCUGUUGCUCCACUUAGAGCUUUGUCUCAAAGGGAGAAAGCUCAAACUAAGCAGGAAAUACUGACUUCCAAAAUAAAAGCACAUGCUGAAAAAGAGAUUUCCGCAAUAAAAGAAAAGGGAUUUGCUUUACCAGAAGGCUUUAUAGGCAAAAGCUCGGCCAUGUUGUUAGCAAGUGGUCAGAGUGUUAAUAUUCGACAGACGCCCUCAUCACAGGAAGUGCCUAAGAAGCACGAAACCACAGUGUCCAAUAAAAUCACAGCAAAGCAUCAGCUGGAGCCUUCAGGAGUGCAAAAAGAACCAGGCAAGUCUGCUUCAUCUCUGAGUUCUGAUACAGUGGGUGGUGAAGCAGCAGUCGAUCAUUCAGAAAAAUCCACAAAAACAAUCCUCCCCACAGGCACCUCUGUGAGCACAACUGACAUCUGUGUGCAAAACGAACAAAAGGAAGCAAAUCACACAGAAACAUCUGGAAGACUGAGCGGGGAAACGCAACAAGUGGAAAAUGAUGAAACUCUCACCAAAAUGAAAGACCUGGCACACGCCACGGGUAUGUCCAAACCUGUGACAGCAGAGGCCGCUAAAGAAGAAGCUCAUAAAGACUCAGAAUCAGAAGACUGCGUGACUCAAAAUGAAACCUCUGUAAGAGAUGACAGUGUGCUGAUUAUGGGGAUUAUGGUAACUGUAGUAGAAAGAAAUCCAGCAGUCAAUAGUGGCCCGCAGAAUAACAACAGUGAAAAACAGACCAAUUCAGGAAAGUCAUCAGAUUCAGGCUCAGAGAAUUCCAGCCAAGAAGAAGCAGAAAUAUUAGUGAAGACAAGGGACUCUAAAGAGAGUCCCUGUGUUAUGAAAGAAAAUGAAGAUUCUCUUGGUAAGAAUAACUUUUCAGAUAAUGUGAAAGAAACUUUAAACUGGAAAGAAAUUAACAGAGAAAUAUCAGCUGAAAAUGCAGAUCUCCAUCUCAACGAUUAUGCCACUAAUGCAGAACUACAGAAGAAGAGACAACCAGAAGCCGGGUCUGUGCCUUCUAAAGACAAAUUCUUUGCCAAAAUUCAACCGGUUCUCCACCAAAUGGACACAACUCUAGAAGACACAAAUGAUGUAAGUGAUAACAUGCCAAAGGAAAAUGUGUCAGAAACCUCUGGCCAUCCAGCGGCAGGAGAAGACGGAAGUCAACAUGAAAAGCCUCUCGUCAAUGAAAUAUCUCAAGAUAAAGCCAAUAAAGCCAAAAACGAUCUGCCAAUGAAAGACGACACGACAACAGUUAGAAAUAUUUCCGAAAGCAGUAACAAUGAUGGGCAGCGCUCACCUGUACCAGAAGACAACACCUGCUCCUAUACUCCACCAAGCCCCUUCAAUGAUUCAUGCACAGAUAACACUGGGAUUGUGUCUCAAAACCAGCAAUCCACUGAAACAUUCAGUAAAGAACACGACCAAGAAGAUACUGGUGUGCAUAUUGAAAACAUUGCCAUCAGAGUUGUGCCAACUGAACGUAAAACAGACAACGUGGACAUGUUGGAAAAAUGUGACAUGGAAGCUGUUCCUCCGAAUGUUGGGUCUGCCUCUGUGCAGAGUCAGGUUGUCCCAUCCUGCAGUGAAGGAAAACCACAGAAUUCAAAUCAUGGACAUCAUUUUGAAAACUCGACUCAAGAAAACAGUGAGCAGAAGAUGAAAGACCGUCUGGAAGAAAAAUUAGCUGUACAGUAUGUAUUAUCCAGUGUCAAGAAACUGUCUGACUCAUUGAAGGCAAGUGAGAAACAGAGCAAUGCAAAUACAACCAGGGAAUCCAUUACAGCUGGAGACAAAAAGUCAGAAUCUAGUGUACAGCUGGUGGAAGCAGAUUAUUUUCAAGUGCAAGGACCAGCGGAGACAAGCAACACGUCUCCUAACGAUAUCACAGCUGGAAAUGAUUCAAAGGGAAAGGGCGUCCUAAAGUUACUACCAAACGAGACAUUUAUUGGCACUGAACUACACAAGAAACAACAAAGUGAUGUCUUUGUGUUCACUGUGGAUCCAAGUGAACGAAAGACAGAUCAGUCAAGUUCAGAAAUUAUUGAAGGUGAGAACUUGACAGGUAAAAAUUUGGAAACUGGCGAUAAUACAGUUACUUCAAAAGAGCCUGGUGGUUCCAUGGAGAGUUGGAAUAAAAUAAAAAAUUUGGAUGCAAGCCAAUCUAAUCCCACCAGAACAUAUAAUGAGGUGAACCAGUUGGAGCCCUGUGCAACGGAAAGACAGAAUUCGGGUAAUCAAAAUUUAACAAGCGCACAUUCUGAAGCUAAGCCAAAUCCAAGAGAACGAGUGUCUGCAAUACCGGAAAUAUCAGCUAUUGCAGACUAUGCCAGAUUAAAGGUGAUAGUUUCAGGGGAUAAAGAAGAGCAGCCACUUCAGCAAUUCCCUCCCAACAAAAAGGAAGGGUUCUUCCCGCUAAUACAGACCCGUCAUAGCAGACGCCCUGUGUUUACUGAUGACCCACCAGACCGCUCUGUUAAAACCCAAAGCUUACCAAAUAAGACAGAGAUAACAGCCACAGUCAACAAAGAGUCCAAGUCGCUAGUAUUUCCUAUCAUGGAGAGGGAACACCAAAGAACUGGGAUGUUCAAACUUGGAGACAAAGAAAGACAAGAAAAAACACCUCUGAAUGCCCAAAUGACUCUCUAUAUAGACAAAGAUCCAAAUCAGAUCGAUACAAAGAAGUCCCCCACACAUAAGGCAGAAUUAGUGGCUCAAGCAGCAGAGGAGCAUCAAUGGAGGACAGCAGAAGAAGAGCAACAGAUGAAAGUUCCUCAUGAGAUACAACGGAGAGGAGCAGUGGAGGAGCAGUACAGGAGGACUGCAAAACAAGCUCAACAAAGGAUUGCAGAAAAAGAGCAACAGAUGAAGGCUCUACAUGAAAAACAACAGAGAAGAGUAGCAGAGGAGCAGCGGAGGAGGACUGAGGAAGCAGAGCAAAAAAGGAAAGCUACAUAUGAAGAACAACAGAGAAAAGCAGCAGAGGAACAGCAAAGAAAGGCUGCACAACUGGAGCAGAAAAGAAGGAUUGAAGAAGAAGAGCACCAGAGGAAGGCUCUACAUGAAGAACAACAAAGAAGAAUAGUGGAAGAGCAGCAAAGGAGAAUUGAGGAAGAGGAGCAAAGAAGGAAAGCUGCAUAUGAAGAACAACAGAGAAAAGCAGCAGAGGAGCAGCGAACAAAGGCUGCACAACUGGAGCAGAAAAGAAGGAUUGAAGAAGAAGAGCAACAGAGGAAGGCUCUACAUGAAGAACAGAGAAGAUUGGCAGAGGAGCAGCAAAAGAGGACUGAGGAAGAGGAGCAAAGAAGGAAAGCUGCAUAUGAAGAACAACAGAGAAAAACAGCAGAGGAACAGCAAAGGAGGAUCACAGAGGAGGAACAAAGAAAGAUGGCUCCUCAUGAAGAACAACAGAGAAGAGAGGCAAAGGAGCAGCAAAGAAUGGCUGCACAACUGGAGCAACAAAGAAGGACUGCAGAGGAGCAACAGAGGAAAGCUGUUCAUGAAGAACAACAGAGAAGAGCAGCAGAGAGGCAACAAUUGAGGGCUUCACAAUUUGAGCAACAAAUGAGGACUGCAGAAGAAGAGCAGCAGAGGAUAGCUUCUCAUGAAAAACAACACAAAGGGGCAGCAGAAGAGCAGCAAAAGAGAGCUGCACAAAUUGAUCUUCAUAGGAGGACUGCUGAAGAAGAGCCAAGAAGACAAGAUGCACACAAAGAACAACAAAGAAGAGAAGCAGAAGCACAGCAAAGGAGGAUUGCAAAAGAGGAGCAACAGACAAAAGUUUUACAUGAACAACAGAGUUUAGCUGUUGAAGAGCAGCUGAGGAGAGCUGGACAAUUGGAGCAAACAAGAAGGCUCAGAGAAGGCCCACAAAUGAGAAAAGCGGCACAAGAAGAGCAGGAGAGGAGAACCGUACAAGAACAAAAAAGAGAAGCAGAACAGCAACAAAAGAGAGCACCUCAAAGUCCAAAUGACCAACAAAGGAAAGCAAUAGAACUGAAUCAAAGAAGAGAUUCACAAUUGGAACAGAGAGAAAAAGGACAUGAAAAACAAAGACAAACUGUCCAACAGGACAAACAAAGAAGAGAGGUAGAGGAGCAACAAAGGAGACUUUCUCAAGAGGACAAGCAAAUGAUCCUUUCAGCAGAAGAACAAAAGAGAGGAGAGUUAGAUGAGCAGGAAAGAAAAGCAAAACAUGAGGAGCAACAGAGGAGAGUUGCACAGAAGGAGCAACAACAAAGUGACGUGGAAGAGCACCGGAAAAGGCUUGCACAAGAAAAGCAGCAAAGGAUAGCGUCUCUGAUUGAGGAGCAAAGGCAAGUUAAACAAGUAAAAGAGCAGACAGUUAGCAAUACCGAAAAAGAAACAAAAGGAAAAGCAAGAGAAGGAAUAAAUGCUUUCAUUUCAGAGAAGGAAAAUGUCAAACAGACACAAGAACUUAGAAUCCAACAACGGAAUGAAGUGCCAAUGAAUGAAAGUCUUGUGGAAGAGAAGAAAACUGCAUCAAGGAAAAUGUUGAAAAACGAGAACAUAGCUGCUGAGAAGGAAGAAAUCAUGGGAGAACAGAGAACAGAAAAACAUUUCAAACAGGAGAAUGCUAAAGAAUCGACACCAACUAAAACAGAUAAUGAUAGUCAAGCUAACAAGAUGGAAGAUGAUGAGCAGUUAUCAUCUCUCAAAGUAAAAGCAAGAGACCGUCAAGAGAUGGACAAAGAAACAGCGCAGAAGACGGAUGCUCUCCAGUAUUUUGCAAUCACCUCAACCAACAGAGAGACAAGAUCCAGAGAAAAACAGUUGUCCUCCGCUUCACCUUUACAACAACAAAAUAAGAAACAAGGGGAACUUGAAUCACCCAAUGACUUGUUGUACCAGAGACAUUACAGACCUCAUGCCGCUGCAUCUCCAGCUCCAACUCUGCCCCGCUCCAACACCUCCUCUCCUGCGCCAGGAGCCAAGCCCUUGAUGUUCAGAGUAAAGGACAACACCAUCAGAGGUUCCUCUCUCACAAAGUCCGUCAAGCCACGCUUCCAUAAGAACUUUGGAGAGGACUUCUUAAUGGGUUCAACAUUCGACGGGGCAUCAGACAAAGCAGAGGAUGACCAGGAGAUAAUCAGACGAAAUGCAGGGACCCCAUUAAGUCGUUUUGCUGCUAUCAGCGAGUCUGCAGCUCUCUUCUCGCCGUCUUCAUUACAAGAUUACUCAAGCACUACCCCUCAACUGAGACCCUAUUCUAGGAGGAGCAUGGCAACGGAUGAUGAUGAAUCUCGCUCUGUCAUCAGCAGCAUGUCAGAGGAUGUGGAGAGCUUUGCGACGAGUGCCUCAGAUCUGACCGAAAUGCAUGGCCCGUUUGAUUUUGACAGACCCGAAUCGGCAUGCAGUUUCAGCAGUGAUGUGUCGCGGUCUCUGGGCAAACCUCCAGCUGUUCCACCAAAAAGUGAAAAAGCCUUACGGAGAGCUCAAAGGUUAACCUCUCGAAGGAUGAAGAAAGAACUUUCCAAGGCUGCAGAAGGAAACCCUGUGGGAGUUGGGAAAGAGGUCUCCAGUUUUCCUUCUUCAUCAUCCUCCUCCAAUGAGGUAUGCUCCUCCAAUCACCAUGCUGUGGCUUCCCCCCAUUUUUCUCCACCUGUUGCCUUUGCUCUUGCUCCGGCUACUGGAUCCAGCUUGCCUUCCUCUCAUAAAGAUCGCAAAUCCUCUCAUCGCUCUUUUCAUGCUUCUCCUCAUGCCACCGGCCCCAUUUCUAUCCCCAGUCCUUCGCCUCAUGCUGGUUCUGCUGUGCCUCUUCAUGCUUCUAGCCCUGCUUCCAAAGCCGCAGCUCUUCAAACAGUUGCUCAUGUAUCCUCUUCUCCCACUCUCCAUCAUGUCAAUCACCCAGCCACUCCUGUGACACAAUACCAUGUAGAGUCAACCAACUAUCCAUUGACUCAGCGGAAGGUUCUGCAGGAUCUGGGAUCUGGUCAGUUCUUUGUCGUAGACGUGCCUGUUCAAGUAAAAACGAAAACUUUCUUUGAUCCUGAGACAGGAAAAUAUGUUCAGCUGAACGUGCGCCAGACUGGUCAGAAUAUUUCUCAGCCUCAGCUUCAACAAAAAUACCAACAGCCUCAAGUUAAACAACAACUGCAAGUCAAGCAGCAGCCACAGUCCCUCUCCUCUGUCACCACGGUUGCUAGUAAACCUUUUAGAUUUUAUCAAGGCUACCACAGUUCUCCCCAAAACUACCAGGCAGCUGUUGUCAACUCUAUGCAUGAAAGCAGCUCAUCAGUCCCAGCAGCUCUACACCAAAGCCAGCAGGCCUCAAGAGAAAACCACAGCUGCAGAACUCCCGUUCCUGAAAUUGAUCAGAACUCCGAGGGCCAUCGCUACAGUCCAGAGAAAACACCAUACAUGGACACAGUCAAUGACAUCACCAAGACAUACAAUUUGGUGAACAGCACACGGGACUCAUGCAACCCUUUUCCAGAGUGCGACACAAACAGCCCGCUUGGCAGAAGUUCAGUUUGUGAAAACGAAUACUCAGCUAACUUGGAGUAUCAGCCUCGUGACAUUAUUGCCAUAAGUGAAUUAGAAGAUUUCAUGGAGGUGUCUGACUGGUGAGAAAAUAGACUGACAUAAAAGUAAAGAAGUUUUUCCUGAAAUUAUAACACCUGAAACAUGCAGUGUAUAAAUGAUGCCAUAUAAAGUUUAAGUAACUUGUCAUCUGAAACAAAUUUUCUUUUUGAUUGUAUAGGUCACUGUGACAUGCUCUUAUACUGCUGCUGAUGUCUUUUUUCACAGAUUAACUGUUUUAUUUUGUAUUUGUAUUCUAUAUUUAUUGUUACCAUUCCAGUUGACUUUGAAUGUCAGAAGCUAACAUAUCUCCCCGUGUUAACAGUGACAUCUGUAUCUCAUUUCCUGGUAUGGUGAACAUACCUUACAUAAACAAAUUACAAACUGCCCCAUCAUAAAGUGCUUGAUCCUUUAUGGAAGAAUAUGCAUUUAUUUUGCAUUAUAAACAAUGGCUGGUCUGUUUUACCUUUCAUGUUGUGAAAGCCUUGCAAUGCAUGAAAUAACUCUUCAAAGUCAAUGAUCUUCAAAUGGUAUACAACAUAGUUUGUCUAUGCAGCAAGAGUGUCAAAACGAACAUGGUCACAUGGAAGUGAUACGACUUGUUGUUUUAAAGUUAUACGGUACUCUGUUUUAUAAGACGGAUGUUUCUAGGAGUGCUUUUGUGUUGCUGUGAAUGUAGCAUGACAUGGACUUUUUCAGACAACAAAAACACAUUUAACACAGAUAUUUCCAACCAUGUGAUUGUUAUUUUUUUUUCUUUUGAGGAU
Poecilia latipinna (sailfin molly) is the source of this 12290-nucleotide messenger RNA. RefSeq names its product chromosome unknown C10orf71 homolog (gene cunh10orf71). Lineage: Eukaryota; Metazoa; Chordata; Actinopteri; Cyprinodontiformes; Poeciliidae. Gene Ontology annotation, cellular component: Z disc. The record is from RefSeq and is a predicted model, not a curated record. Gene Ontology annotation, biological process: positive regulation of calcineurin-NFAT signaling cascade. The transcript is spliced from 3 exons. Bases 757 to 11571 code for a protein of 3604 amino acids.